Molecule: messenger RNA, 5637 nt
Organism: Pteropus alecto (black flying fox)
Lineage: Eukaryota; Metazoa; Chordata; Mammalia; Chiroptera; Pteropodidae
Gene: KIF23
Product: kinesin family member 23
Exons: 22
Coding region: 2573-5125 (850 amino acids)
Biological process (GO): microtubule-based movement
Cellular component (GO): kinesin complex; microtubule; nucleus
Molecular function (GO): microtubule binding; microtubule motor activity; ATP binding
Source: RefSeq, a predicted model, not a curated record
CUGAGUGGCUUUUCCAUUUUUAAAUUUAACAAAAUUCAUGUGUUUCCACGUUUUCGAAAGACUUAUUUCUUUACUAUAACCAUUAUACCAAAAGUAUUUUUAAUUCCUGUAAUAUUUAGACACACCUUUAGUAUACUGGGGUUAGAAGAUUGCUUUUAGAGGAUAAUUUCUUGAACUGGGUAUUUAUUGCUUCUUAGAGCAUACGUUAGAGUUUAAUAUGGAAAGAUAUAUGAUCGUGCUAGGAAGUUCAUAUAUAUACACACAUAUAUAUGCACAAACACACGCACAAAAUUUCAUGUGUAGAGAUAAAAUAGCAUUUAGUAGACAUUAUAUACUUGUAUCUACUUCUUAUAAAGUGUUUUUAUUUUUAGUAAAAUGUUGAAUAAAGUGAGUUCAGUUCAGUUCAACAAGUGUGCUAAGCUGGAGGGUGGAAGGAGAUUUUUUAAAAUGUGUGAGACACAGUCCUUGGCCUUAUGGAGCUUAUAGCUUAGUUGGCACAGAUGGUAAACAAAUAAUCUUCAUAGAGAUAAGACAGAAAGGUGGUUGAGCUAUAAGAACUAUGGGAAUGCAGAAGAAAGGAUUAAUUCAGGCUGCAUUAUCUACAUUCAAGCUGCCAUUUACUCCUUUGUACACUUAAGUGAAAUUGCUCAUCAAAAGCCAAUCAGUGGCCUCUUUGCUGCUAAAUUUGAUGGACACCUUUUCGUCCUCAUUAUAAUCUUUUUCUCAGGAACACCCUCCUUUCUGAAACACUCUCCUGUCCCCCUCCAACUUUCCAUGUUCUGUCUCUCCUUGGUCACUCUUUGUGCGUUCCUCCUUUUCCGACCUCUAAAUACCAGAUUGGGCUAUACCUGGCCUCUAUUUUCUAUUUAUACUUUUCCCUGGCUUUAAAUGUUGAUUACCAGGUAAUAAUUCUGAAAUAUUUAUCUCCAGCCUAAACCUUUUCUCUAGCUCUAAACUUGAACAUCCACUACUUGGAUGUCACAUAGGCAUCUCAAAUUUUACAAGUCUAAAAGAACUGUCAAUAUUUUUUCCCUCUAAAUCACUUCCUCCCCUAUCUUCUUACUAAAUGGUGCCACUGUCUGUCUAUUUACUCAAGCCAGAAACCUUGUUCCUACCUUUCUCUGGUGUCCCUCAUAUCCCAUUCAUCAGUAGGUCCUACUACUUCUAUUAUAGUGUAUUUCUUGAAAUUGUCUUUUCUAUUUCCACUGUGAUCACCCUCGUCUGAGCCCUGUUAUUAAUCAUGGAGACCAGUGUUUCUCAAACUCUAGUGAAGGAACAGCUUUUUUCAGUGCACUGUGACUGAUACUUUUGUGCAGCUUUGCUGCAUGGAACUAUCCAUGUCAACUAGACAACACAGAACAGGUUUAUAGUCUGUUUAGUGAGAUAAGCCUAUUGAUCACAUUCUGAGAUGUUGCAGCCAUGUCAUGGCUACAAAAGUUUCUGAACAUUUACUCUUAAUUUCUGCAGUUACCUCCUCCUAAAUUGGAAACCAACAGUUCUCAGAAGGGCACUGGUUUGCUGACCUUACUCUGAAUAGCAUUGGCAAGGCUGUGCUGAAGCCUCACUGAACUGUCUGCUUCCACUGCAGAUCUUCUCUAACCUGUUUCCUACAGAGCAGCCAGAGUGAUCUUUAAAGUCAGAUCUCACCAUUUUCCUGUUUAAAAUCUUGCAAGGAAUAAAGUUUUUAAAUAGGCACAAUCCUGCUUAAUCUGCCUCCUGUCCAUCUGGCCACCCCAUCUCUUAGUACUACUCAUCCAAUCCUGGAUUCCUUAGAUAAACCAGAAUUCUGCCUCGGGGCUGUUCCCUUGGCUUGGACUUCUUUUCCCUUGGUUCUUAGCAUGGAUAGCUCCUCAUCCUUAUGUUUCAGCUUAAAUAUCACCUCCUCAGAGAGUGUGUCCAGACUACCCCAUCAGAAGUAGCACCUCUCCCCACCUGAUCUGUACUGUGUGAACUUCAUUGAUAGCGCUUACACCAUCUAUAGAUUUAUUUACUUGUUUGUUGUCUCUAUUCCCUGGUAUAAUGUAAGCUUCACGGGAUAUGCAUCUUCUCUGUCCUGUUUGCCAAACACUAAAUAAAUAUGGAUUAAGCAUGAAUUAAUGGUCCAGAAAGGCUUCACGGAGAAGUAGGCCUCUGAGGAUGUAAAAUAGUUGAAAUCUGACUUACUGAAUUUUACUUAUUAGACUCAAUUUCCAGUAUGUGUAAAUAGUACAAGAAGGUUUGGUGGAGAUGAAAAGUUCUUCCGCUCUUGACAGAAGGCAACACUGAAUAAUGGAAAGAGCAUUGGGCUGGAAAUGGCUUUGACACUAAUUAACUCCAUGGGCUUGGGGCAAGUUCCUCCUUUGCCUCAAUUUUCUUCACCUGGAAAGGAGAGGUUUGUUCCUGAGGACUUGGAGUUCAUCUAACCUGCCAGCACUAUCUUACUCAGUAUUCAUUUAAACAAGUAUUUGGCACUCAUACUACCCAGAAGGAGCUCUUCGAUGUUGUGGCUAAUCCCUUGGUAGAUGACCUUAUUCAUGGCAAGAAUGGUCUCCUUUUUACAUAUGGUGUGACGGGAAGUGGGAAAACUCACACCAUGACUGGUUCUCCAGGGGAAGGAGGGCUACUUCCUCGUUGUUUGGGCAUGAUCUUUAACAGUAUCGGGUCAUUUCAAGCUAAACGAUAUGUUUUUAAGUGUAAUGAUAGGAAUAGCAUGGAUAUACAGUGUGAAGUUGAUGCCUUAUUAGAACGGCAGAAAAGAGAAGCCAUGCCGCAUCCAAAGACCCCUGCUAUCAAACGACAAGCAGACCCAGAGUUUGCAGAUAUGAUAAAUUUACAAGAAUUUUGCAAAGCAGAAGAGGUUGAUGAAGAUAGUGUCUAUGGUGUAUUUGUCUCUUAUAUUGAAAUAUAUAAUAAUUACAUAUAUGAUCUAUUGGAAGAAGUUUCGUUUGAUCCCAUAAAGCCAAAGUGGAACAGUUGCAGCACGCCCAUGAGGAACACAGACUUUGUACCUCCGCAAUCUAAAUUGCUUCGUGAAGAUAAGAACCAUAACAUGUAUGUUGCAGGAUGUACAGAAGUAGAAGUAAAAUCUGUUGAGGAGGCUUUUGAAGUUUUCUGGAGAGGCCAGAAAAAGAGACGUAUUGCUAACACACAUUUGAAUCGUGAGUCUAGCCGUUCUCAUAGCGUGUUCAACAUUAAAUUAGUUCAAGCUCCACUGGAUGCAGAUGGGGAUAAUGUCUUACAGGAAAAAGAACAAAUCACUAUAAGCCAAUUGUCCUUGGUAGAUCUUGCUGGAAGUGAAAGAACUAACCGGACAAAAGCAGAAGGGAACAGAUUACGUGAAGCUGGUAACAUUAACCAGUCACUAAUGACACUAAGAACAUGUAUGGAAGUCCUGAGAGAGAACCAAAUGUAUGGAACUAACAAGAUGGUUCCAUAUCGCGAUUCAAAGUUAACUCAUCUAUUUAAGAACUACUUUGAUGGAGAAGGAAAAGUACGCAUGAUUGUGUGUGUGAAUCCAAAGGCCGAAGAUUAUGAAGAAAGCUUGCAAGUCAUGAGAUUUGCGGAAGUGACCCAAGAAGUUGAAGUAGCAAGACCUGUAGACAAGGCAAUAUGUGGUUUAACGCCUGGACGGCGAUUCAGGAAUCAUGCUCGGGCAGGUCCAGUUGAACUACUGGUUACAGAAGUGGUUUUACAGAGUUUUCCACCUUUGCCAUCCUGUGAAAUUUUGGAUAUCAAUGAUGAGCAGACUCUCCCGAGGCUGAUUGAAGCUUUAGAGAAACGCCAUCAACUACGACAAAUGAUGACUGAUGAGUUUAACAAACAAUCUGUUACUUUUAAAGCUAUGUUGCAAGAAUUUGACAAUGGUGUUUUAAAUAAAGAAAACUACAUUCAAGGAAAACUAAAUGAAAAAGAAAAGGUGAUCUCAGGACAGAAAUUGGAAAUAGAACGACUGGAGAAGAAAAACAAAACUUUAGAAUAUAAGUCUGCCUUCCAGAUUGAAAUUUUAGAGAAAACAACUACUAUCUAUGAAGAAGAUAAGCGCAAUCUGCAGCAGGAACUUGAAACCCAGAAUCAGAAACUUCAGCGACAGUUUUCUGACAAACGCAGACUAGAAGCCAGGUUACAAGGCAUGGUGACAGAAACAACAAUGAAAUGGGAGAAAGAAUGCGAGCGUCGAGUGGCAGCUAAACAGCUGGAGAUGCAAAAUAAACUCUGGGUGAAAGAUGAAAAACUGAAACAACUAAAGGCUAUUGUUACUGAACCCAAAACUGAAAAGCCAGAGAGACCCUCUCGGGCACGAGAUCAAGAAAAAGCUCCUCAAAGAUCUGUUUCUCCAUCGCCAGUACCCCUUUCUAGUAACUAUAUUGCUCAGAUUUCCAACGGCCAGCAACUCAUGAGCCAGCCACAACUACAUAGGCGCUCUAACUCUUGCAGCAGCAUUUCUGUAGCUUCCUGUAUUUCGGAGUGGGAGCAGAAAAUUCCUCCGUACAACACACCUCUCAAUGUCACAUCCAUUGCAAGGCGUAGGCAGCAGGAGCCAGGACAAAGUAAAACUUGUAUCGUGUCAGACAGAAGGCGAGGGAUGUACUGGACUGAAGGCAGGGAGGUGGUUCCUACAUUCAGAAAUGAGAUAGAAAUAGAAGAGGAUCAUUGCUGCAGGAAUGUACCACCACUUCGUCUCCGACACAGACGAUCACGCUCUGCAGGAGACAGAUGGGUAGAUCAUAAGCCUGCCUCUAACGUGCAAACUGAAACAGUCAUGCAGCCACAUGUCCCUCAUGCCAUCACAGUAUCUGUUGCAAAUGAAAAGGCACUAGCUAAGUGUGAGAAGUACAUGCUGACCCACCAGGAACUAGCCUCCGAUGGGGAGAUUGAAACUAAACUAAUUAAGGGUGACGUUUAUAAAACAAGGGGUGGUGGACAAUCUGUUCAGUUUACUGAUAUUGAGACUUUGAAGCAAGAAUCACCAACUGGUCGAAAACGGAGAUCUUCCACAGUAACACCUGCCCAACCAGAUGGUGCAGAGUCUGAAUGGACCGAUGUAGAAACAAGGGUAGGGUGUUCUGUGGCUGUAGAGAUGAGAGCAGGGUCUCAACUGGGUCCUGGAUAUCAGCAUCACGCACAACCCAAGCGCAAGAAGCCAUGAACUGACAGUCUAAUUAAUGAAAGAACAUUUUGUGUCAGUAAUUUCUUCAAGACCAUGCCAGAAGGAGUCUUCUGAGUCAUCUUGUAGAAGUCCAACUUUGACUAUCACAGACCUCAGAUACAUCAUACACUGGCCUAGAUCAGAGAUUUCUGUCUGGUUCCAAAGACAUCUAGGAUUCAACAAACUUUUUAUAUCCCUUGCCAUAUUUAAUAUUAAUAGAGAAAGACCCCCCUUUUCUCAUUGCUGCAUGAACUUUUUAAUAAUGCUAUUUUUGUAUAUUUGUAUACUUAUAAACUAAUUCAUGCAAGUGUUUGUCUUGGGUGAUUAAGGAAGAAUAUAUCUAGAUCACGCUUUAUUUUUUAUUGUGACUUUUCCAGCUCUUGUCUGAAUAUUAAGGUUUUAUAAACAAAACAAAUGCUGCUAUUGAUUAGCUGCAAGAAUGCACUUUAGACAUAUUUGACAAUUCAAACUUUCAAAAUAAAGAUGUCAAUGACUGGCCAAUACUAAAACCA